Messenger RNA from Ochotona curzoniae (black-lipped pika), 2859 nucleotides. RefSeq names its product cilia and flagella associated protein 53 (gene CFAP53). The coding region runs from base 1254 to 2798 and encodes 514 amino acids. Lineage: Eukaryota; Metazoa; Chordata; Mammalia; Lagomorpha; Ochotonidae. The transcript has 10 exons. The record is from RefSeq and is a predicted model, not a curated record.
GAGUCAGGAGGGGCUGGCACACCUGUGAUCACGGAGAUUUUCAGCCUGGGUGGAACCCGCUUCCGAGACACAGCUGUCUGGUUACCAAGGCUACGCAAACUCUUAGCAGUAAAUGAAAAAGAGUAUUUUACUGAACUGCAAGUUGAAGAAGAAGCAUUAUAGGAGGAAAAAAAAAAGAAUGAUUAAGAGAUUAUUGAGAGAACAAGGAUUAUUUUGUGGCUGAAGAGCUGAACCAGCAAUACAAAAUGGGAUCCAAAUCUAGGAAGGUGCGGCCUUUGAGACCAGCAGGUGGAUUGCCGGGGUGAAGGCUGCAGUGGCGGCCACGCAAGGACAUGCGUGUUGACUCCGCUGGGUCGUCUGUUCCCCGACGACGUCCAGCCCUCACCUCCAACUUGGGGUGGGAACAUCAACGUGUCAUUCCUUGUCGACUUGUAACCUGUUAACUACCUUGCUCUUGACUGGAAAUUGAUCUGGGGGGCCCGUUUUAGGUUCCCUCCUCAGAAACCGACUACCCAAACUUGUCCCAACCCUGGUCCGCAGUGACCCUCCACUCCAACAGGCCUCUGGGCUGUGUUUGCCGGGCCACGUGGGGGCCACUCAUUUGCCUCCCACGUCUCCCCGCCAGCAGCCUGCGCCACCUGUCCCAUGCCGCGGUCUGCGCGGUUGUAGUCGCAAAAUUAUUAAAUCUGGUGGCCGGUUGGGUGAUGUAACAAGGCACUUAGGCUCCUGGAGCCAGAAUCGUCUUAGCUGUAAAGUGAAGACAGUACCUGCUGUUCUGUUGACCGUAUAAAAUAUUUGUGAGUCUCGAGGGGUGUUCCGUGUGAACAUAUCUUGCAAUUUGUAAAGAAUUUCACAAAUACAGCGUUGGCCUGCGAUGGUUCUUGAUAUCUUAAGAAGAAUCUAGAGAUCGCACAAAACAGCCUUUCCCUGGGUGUCCUCUCACCUUCCUGGUGCUGUAGGCUGCAGGGAAUGUAAAUAAACCGAAGUGGCCGGAACUGGGAUUGGAAUUAGGCCCGGAGGGAGGAGGGAGCAGGAGCGAGGUCCGGGCUCUGGUUGGCGGGUGAGGCUCACGAGGCCGAACCAAGGCCGCCAGAUCAGAGGAAGUCGCCAGCCAAGCGUCAGUGACCCUGUGGCAACAGGGCUGACUUCCGCCCCCCUCACCAUGGCAACCUGGCCGCGGCGCUGUGGAAACGGGUUGCCUAACACACGGGCGGCUGCGGCGCACACAGCUCACAUCCCGAGGGGACGCUGAGAUGUACAGCCAACGAUUUGGCAUCGUCCAGCGGGAGAUCCGGGGCCCGACUCCCAAAGUGGUGGUGUUGAGAGCCAAGCCUCCCAAAGGCCAUGUGGCAGAGCAGCGUCUAGAGAGAAUCCAGUACAGCCAUCAGGAGCAGCAUGCCAUCUUGGCUGCCAUCAAGUCCCAAGAUCGCGAUCGCCUGAAAGUUGAGUGGGAGCAGCACCAUGAACGCAAGUUCUGGGACAGCCUUGCACAGGCAAGGAUCAACGAUGCCAUGCAAGGCUUCAUCAUCAACACUGAAGAGAGACGGAAUAAGUUACGUGAACUUUUAGCAGCUGAAGAAAAUGAGUAUUUUGCUGAAAUGCAAAUGAAACAAGAAACCAUGGAGGAGAAAAAAGAUAGAAUGAGAGAGAAAACCAGAUUGUUAAAGGAGAAGAAAGAAAAAGAGAGACAGGACUUUGUGGCUGAGAAACUGGAGCAGCAAUUCAGAGAGUCCUGUGACGAACUUCGCUCGGAAUUGUUUAGCGACCACCAGAAGAAAGUGUGCGAGGAGCGGAAAGCACAGGUGGCGUUCAAUGAGGAGCUCAAGAGGCAGAAGCUGGUAGAGGAGCAGAUGUUCUCCAAGCUCUGGGAGGAGGACCGAUUGGCUAAGGAGAGGAGGGAAGCCAGCGAGGCCAGACGCCAGAGGGAACUGGCCGAGAACACGCGCCUGGGGCUGAAGGCGCAGAUUACUGGUGUCCUGGCGCAGAGGCGCAUGGCGCAGCGGCAAAAGGAAGAGGAGGCGCGCCUGGUGGAACAGGAGAGAGCACAGGUUAAACUGGAGAACGAGCAGGACAAACUCAGGAAGCAGCAGAAAAAGCAGGAAAUGCGGGCUGUUUUGCAGAAAGCCCUGGAAGAGAGGAUAGCGUUCAUUCAGCAGGAAUACAGAGAACAGCAGGACUUGGACGAAAAGCUCAUACACAGAGCCCUGCAAGACUUACAGCAAGAGGCUGAGAAGAAGCAGCAAAAAAAAGCAGAAACAAUGAGAGAACAGAAGAUCUACCUCACAUACCUGGCACAGCAGCGGAAAGAAGACAAAGCCCAGGAGAAGGAGUUAGACAGGAUGUUAGAGGAGGAGGCGAAGAAGCAGCUGGCCCAGAGGGACAGGCAGCUGAGGCUUGAAAAGGAGGCAAGGAAACAACUCCUGCAGGAGGUCAUGUGUACCAGGAAACUCCAACUCCAAGAAAAGUUGCAGCGAAAAGUGAAAGAACAGGAAGAGCUUGCUGUGGAACAAGAACGAAUCAAUGAGGGUCUUAAAGAACUUUAUUGUGACGAACAGGAAAACUUUUCAAGACGCUACGGGAAGGCCCAGGAGUACAGGAAGCAACUUGACAUGCAGAUGGCCUACCAGCAGCAGAUCCAAGAAGCAGAGAAGGAAGAGAGACGCCUUGAGUUUGAAGCAGGGGUAGCAGAAAACAAGAAGUGCCAGGACAAGAUCCAGGAGGUCCUGGCUACCCAUCGGGCACUGCCCCGCAAAAUCCAUCCCAUGCGAAAGGCGUGCCCCAGCAGGCUCCCACCUUAGCUUCUUAACCAUCAGUGUAUAUUUUCUCAGACCCAUUAAAUAUGUCUUUCACUGUAAUAAG